GCUCUGAUGCGCAUGCGCAAACACGUUCACCACGCUCCGAGCUAAGGCGCAUGCGUCCCCUGAAAUUGCCUCCACCCGGUCUACCUUCCAGUUUCCAGUUCCGGCCUCCAAGGGGCGGGCAGAAGCUGGAAACAUGCGGCUGUCGGUCGCUGCAGCGAUCUCCCAUGGCCGCGUAUUUCGCCGUAUGGGCCUCGGUCCCGAGUCCCGCAUCCAUCUGUUGCGGAACUUGCUCACAGGGCUGGUGCGGCACGAACGCAUCGAGGCACCAUGGGCGCGUGUGGACGAGAUGAGGGGCUACGCGGAGAAGCUCAUCGACUAUGGGAAGCUGGGAGACACCAACGAACGAGCCAUGCGCAUGGCUGACUUCUGGCUCACAGAGAAGGAUUUGAUCCCAAAACUGUUUCAAGUACUGGCCCCUCGGUACAAAGAUCAAAAUGGGGGCUACACGAGAAUGCUGCAGAUUCCAAAUCGGAGUUGGGAUCGGGCGAAGAUGGCAGUGAUCGAGUAUAAAGGGAAUUGCCUCCCACCCCUGCCUCUGCCUCGCAGAGACAGCCACCUUACACUCCUAAACCAGCUGCUGCAGGGUUUGCGGCAGGACCUCAGCCAGAGCCGGGAAGCAAGCAACCACAGCUCCCACACAGCUCAAACACCAGGGAUUUAACUGGAUCUGAAGAGUCUGCAGCCCUUAAUCAGUACCCAUGAUCACAGGCCUUUGGAGUGCUUUUACUCUCUGAGAAGAACUGGAGCUAGAGAUGUAAAAUGGACAGUCUUGAUGGGGUUGAGAACCUUCUGGGAAGCCAGAUGACCCUAUCUUUGCACAAUAGAUAAAAGUCUUUAUAUGAAUAUAUAUAAAUUCAUUUCUUUUUUCCUUCCUGUGGGAUUUCUGGAGAAUGAGAAUUAUCCAAAUGCUCAGUCCACCUGAGAUAGUAAAUUCAUGGCUUAUGCUUCUGGUCCUUAAAUUUGGGUUAUUUUUGGUUAGUGCAAUUUUGUUUUUCUUAAUGCCAGUUUACAUGGGAAUGCAUCCUAUAAUUCCAAAUGUUGCCAGAAGUGGUUGUGUUUUGACAUCUGGUCUCCUAGAGAUGAGUGCUUGGGAUUUCUUAGAGAAAGAUUACUUCCUGACAGGGGUAGGGGAGUGACAAUCUGCAAGUGAAACUUCCUUAAACAAUCUAGUACCCCACGAACCUUCAGGGGACAGGAUCACACAUUACCUUAAUGUGUUCCCUUCAACCCCCUGAGUGGGCCUGGGAGGAGAGGACCCAAGAACUCAGAUGUUCCACCAGUUUGGCCAAAGGGGUGGAGACAUUCAGCAGAGGAUGUUGGGCUCCGGGAUAAGCUCCUUCCUCUUGUUGGGGUAAGGGGUAAGAAAGAGGGUCUAUGCGAGAGAAGGAUUAGGAAAUUAAACCUCCUGGGAAUUUCCUGGAAGUUUUUAUUGUUGUCAAAUCUGGCCUCUCUGGGAACUCAGAAAAGGGAAAUCCGGCUUCAGAAUGUGAGAAGCUGGGAGCCCCUUUCUUGGCACAGCCAAGCUGCCAUUCCCUUGGGUUCAGAGGCUUUAGUAGGGUGGUAGUUAUGGAAAGACUUAGAAAGGAGCCAUCACUCUUGGUCUGAACACUUGAUAGCAGUGCCUGAUAAUUGCCAUAUCCCCAGUAAAGUAGGUAGAAGACAUUUUAUCUUAGGCUCUAUCUUCUGAGUGUAUUUGGCCCACUGAACCCAUCUACUGUCUGAGAUAAUAAGUAAGAGUAAGGGUAAAGGGAUCACUGGUGUAGCAGACAUGGCUUCAGUGACAGAACGAACUAUUCUGAUGCUAAUUUAGCUGUAGCUGCCUUAGUCAUACUCGUCUACUUCCAACAGAGCUCUUUAUCUCUUUUUCUGUACUCUGGUUUGUUCUUCAUAUUAUAGCCAGAAAGCUCUUAUAUUUUAAAUGAAAUAUAGUAGACAUUCAAAACAUUUAUGAAAUAAAGCUGCAACUCUGCUUCUGCUAAAAAA
Messenger RNA from Symphalangus syndactylus (siamang), 1983 nucleotides. RefSeq names its product mitochondrial ribosomal protein L17 (gene MRPL17). The record is from RefSeq and is a predicted model, not a curated record. Gene Ontology annotation, cellular component: ribosome; mitochondrial large ribosomal subunit. Gene Ontology annotation, biological process: translation. NCBI's taxonomy places the organism in Eukaryota, Metazoa, Chordata, Mammalia, Primates, Hylobatidae. Gene Ontology annotation, molecular function: structural constituent of ribosome.